AAUCAGAUUCUCUGAGCUUGCAAAUCCAACCAAAGAAACACUUGUUCAACAAACUUCCAUCUGCUACCGUUGCAACAUGAAGUACGAAGGAUUCACAACGUUUCGCGUCAAGAUUGACGGUGGAAUUUGCACCGUGACCUUUGACUACCCACCCGUCAACGUUCAGGGCUUGCCCAUGCUUGCCGACUUGAGCAUGCUAGCUCAAAAGUUGGAAGCCGACAACAGCGUCAAGGUGGUUGUGUUCGAUUCUGCCAACCCGGACAUUUGGGUCUGUCACGCUGACACUGAAUUCCUCAAAGACAUGUCUGGCAAGGCUGUCUCUCGCGAGGAGGCGCAGCUAUUGGAUUUGCAGGCGGUCUUGGGGCGCAUCAGCCGCUUGCCUCAGGCUACCAUUGCCAAGAUUGAAGGGUUUGCACGUGGCGGUGGACACGAGUUCGCCCUUGCAUGUGAUAUGCGCUUUGCGGCUCGCGGCAAGGCCAAGUUCAUGCAGAUGGAAGUUGGCAUGGGAAUUUUGCCAUGUGGCGGAGGUGCUUCUCGCAUGGCUCGCCAAGUCGGGCUGGGACGCGCUCUGGAGAUUGUUUUGGGAGCCCGUGACUUUGAUGCUGACGAGGCUGAACGAGUUGGAACCAUCAACCGUGCCUUGGACCCUGACGAGAUUGGUCCUUAUGUUGAUGCUUUGGCCAAACGCAUUGCUCUCUGGCCCUCUGAGUCGAUCAAUGCCACGAAGCAGUGCGUGAUUGAGUCCAUUGACGUGCCCAUCGCCCAAGCUCUCAAAGGCGAAGCGUACUGGUUGUACCAAGCCACAAGUCAGACUCCCGCUCUUAGGCGCUUCAAGAAGGCCGAUGAGGACCGCGCCCAGUUUGACAUGGGGAACCAGCGCACCUGGCCCGACAUGUUGGUCAAGAUUCAGGGCAUCAACUAAACGGUCCUGACGCGAUGCUCCAUGCUGUCUGAGUGGUGACUAAAUGUUUCCAGAAAGAUUGAAGUAAAUCAAAGAUGGUGAAAGAUGACAUGAGCUUUCAGCCUCUGUAGAACAGUAGAACCGACAUCAAGGAAUAGCAAACUUAAACUAGCCAAUCUUUUGUGAG
This is a messenger RNA of Seminavis robusta, 1088 nucleotides long. The record is from the annotation of a GenBank genome assembly. NCBI's taxonomy places the organism in Eukaryota, Bacillariophyta, Bacillariophyceae, Naviculales, Naviculaceae.